UUAUUAUUAUUAGUCUUAUUGUUAUUAUUAUUACUGUUGUUGUUUUUGUUGUUAGUUCUAUUAACACAUUAUAUAAUUAUACAGAAACUAAGAGACAGCACCCACCUAAAACAAAUAACACACAUACCAGGGGCUUAAAGAAAGAAGAAAAGGGGGGAAACAUCAAGGUCUGCAUAAAUAUUUGCUAACAAUCUCGUUAUCGACAGUCACCAAUUUAAGCACUAAUUCGUUAUAAAAAGAACGCAAAUCAACCAUAUAAUAUUGAAAUUUAGCAGAGGAGGACAAAAACUGGUCCUUUAUCACUCCAUUUACGUUUGUGGAUUAAAAAAAAACGGUGACAUAAAAUAACAGUGUUAACAGAUUAAUAAUAAAGUCACUAAAAUGAUAAAACAAAUCUUCAUUCUCAAAUGCAGGUAGACUGGAAUAAAAGGCAGAAAGCCAAUUUUCAAUUUUGUCCAAAAGUUGUUUUAAAUAAAUCUACACUGGUUUCGCACUAAACCGAACCCUUUCCGUGAGCACGAGGUGGCAAUUGAUUGGACACGCCACUUUCUGCGAUCCCCUACCUUGGGACGGCCUGUGUGUCACGCCCCCUUUUGCUGCACGCGCAUCGAGCUCUUUAGCGGGCGUCAUUUGAUGCCCCAAACGUCGAACCUUCCCUCCCGGUACCCCCUUCUAAACUUAACCAGCCGACGGUGAGAGUUAGGGUGAGAGUGAGAGCUGCGGGGAGGCUGGGCUACUGCAGCGGAGCGAGAGGCGGCAUGGCGAGGCGCCGAGGAAAGAGCAGCAACAAACAGGACGACGCGCUCCUACUGCUGGAGCCUCCGGUGGGACAGUCGCGUGGAAUCAACGAAUAUGUCCUCCCAAGUGCUUUGUUUUUUAUCAUCCUUAUUGGGGGGUUGACACUGGGCUGGUUCUGUAGUCAGCAGCAGCAGGCCAUUGACGACCUGUCCGAAACGCUCACGACCGUCCAGACAAGAGUCACCAAGUUACAGCAGCAGCUCGGGACUGGAAGCGCACAGCUUGCCAGUGUGGGAGGUUUUGAGGAGCGUCUGCUGGCUCUGGAAGAAGCCUACGCCAAGGCCCAGAGACAGGCUGAAGUAGCCCUGGCCGCUUCUGAACAAAUCAAGUCCAAAGACCUUCAGAGCAAAGUAUGGGCUCUGCAGACUGAGAUGAACACCAAAUCAGCUGAGCUCCAGCAGAAUACCAUCUCCAUUGCAUCUCUGAAUGCCAUCAUCAAGAACAAGAGUGAUGAGUUUGAAGCUGUGAAGCAGAGUGUCAGCACCAUCCUGAGUGCUAAUUCAGAUCUAGCCAUUAGCAUUUCUGGCCUCACCAACACACUUUCGGUCACCGAGUCACGUCUGGAUGAGCACAUCUCCGUUGUUGAUGGUCUGAUGUCUCAGCUGGAGGGCCAAAAGAAGGAAAUCACUGAAAUGAAGGAGUCAUUCACAAGCAACCAGGAAGCCCUUGCUAUUAACACACAGGAUUUGAUGAAUAUCAAAGAACUGCUGGAAGUGGAGCAAGUUAAAACGGCUCAAGCGGUGGAGGAGCAGCUCAAGUCUCUGUACAGGAGUCUGGAUGACCAUCAGACCAGCACAGAGAGUCUUCAUACCCACCUCACUGCCCAACUAGAGGCCGUACAGACCCAGUUCGUGCCUGGAGCUCAGCAAGAGGAGGGUCAGGUUGAGGAACACAAAGACACUGCUGAUAGAAAAGAGCAAGAAACCAAGGAACGUACUGAAGAAGAAGAGUCUACAGAGGAACAAGGAGCCAGCGAAGAUGAAGUUACUGAGGAACAAGGUGGAAGAGAGAAGGAAGGAGAUGCUGAGGAACAUAGAGUCCGAGCAAAGAAGAAAAGGACUGAAGAGCAAGAGGCAAAAGAGGAGAAAGCAGUUUCUGAGGAACAAGAAGCAAGAGAGGAGGAACAAGUAAUUGAGGAACAAGGAGAAACAGCAAAGAAAGAACUUACUGAGGAACCAGAAACAAGAGAGCAGGAAGAAUUAUCUGAGGAACAAGGAACAGCAGCAGAAGAAGUAACUGAAGAACAUGUAGCCGGAGAGGAGGACAAAUCUGCUGAAGAACCGGAAGCAGGAGAGCAGGAGGAGUUACCAGAGGAGCAAGGAAUAACAGCAGAAGAAGAAUUUCCUGAGGAACAUGGAGAUAUUCCAGAGGAAGUUGAAAUAAGCAAGCGACAAGUAAAGAAGCAUGCAGCAAAGAAGAUUCAGACUUCAGAAGAAUCAGAGACCACCACAAAUCAAACAGAGGAGACAGACUUGGACAAAACUGAAGAAGAUGAGCAAAGAGAAGAGACUGAGGAGACCGUUGAGGAGGAGCAAAUGGAGGGGACCGUUGCAGAGGAAAUUCGGACUCUUCCAGAGGAGACCGAUCUGGAUGUGAAUGAAAACGAGGAGACUUUUGCUGAGGAGCAAGAAGAGGAGAAGUUUGUGGUGGAGAGUCAGACACUUUCAAAUAAGGAGGAGAAUGGAACUGACGAGCAAGAAUCAGAGGCAGAUACUUCAGAAUCAGACGGUGCCACAAAUGAGUCAGAGGAGAGUGUUGUAGGAGCCUCAGAAGAGCAGGAGGGAUACAGUUCCCAGGCUGAGACUGAGCAUCAACCAGCGGAGGAGCUUCCAGAAGAGUCUGCCAAAGAAUAGGCUGUUACUGAAUAAGUAGAAAAAGCAAGAACUUUUCAAGAGGUUGAAAAGGCAACCAGGAAACCUGUGAAGGAGACUGUGGAAGCUCAAGGUGUUAUGAGAUUUCUCAGCUCUUUUAAGAAGGGCUGUGAUGCUUUUUGUGAGACUUUUUGCAUGAACAGUACAUGGUUUUCACUAACAGGCUUUUGAUAAAACAUGAGAUUUAUUACUUGAGAUUUAUUUUGCAAUUUUUUUUAGUCUCAAUAAAUGAAGUGUCCAUGAUGUACUAUGGACAUGGGGCAGUAUUUAAUUCCAGUUGUCUCUCUAACUUGAGAAAAUGCUAUUUGUUUUACAUCACAGUAGGUGUCAGACGUUACUGCAUUUUUUAAACAGUUUUCAAGUCAGAUGUUCUUUCCUUAUUUACACUAGCCUUUUUAAAUAAACCGGUUUCUACAUUUUA
Molecule: messenger RNA, 3090 nt
Organism: Colossoma macropomum (tambaqui)
Lineage: Eukaryota; Metazoa; Chordata; Actinopteri; Characiformes; Serrasalmidae
Exons: 4
Coding region: 759-2651 (630 amino acids)
Source: RefSeq, a predicted model, not a curated record